Messenger RNA from Tachysurus fulvidraco (yellow catfish), 2694 nucleotides. RefSeq names its product GTPase IMAP family member 4-like. Lineage: Eukaryota; Metazoa; Chordata; Actinopteri; Siluriformes; Bagridae. The transcript has 6 exons. Gene Ontology annotation, molecular function: GTP binding. The record is from RefSeq and is a predicted model, not a curated record. Bases 84 to 1508 code for a protein of 474 amino acids.
GAAAGCUGUAAAUAACUGUAGGGUUUUCAGGUCAUCCAUUUACUGGGUUCAUAAACAAUAGACAACUAUAACAGAAACUAACAAUGGAGCUGAAAAGAAAAGGAGCACCGCCUUAUAACAGUGGCAGACAGGAACUUUGCAGACAUUCAGUGACAUCUUACGUGAAAAUGGAGACAGAUGCUUCUAUGGACCUGAAUUCCAGUUUUAAUAAAGAAGAACCAGAUCAUUCCAUCAGUUCACAAGAAAAAGAAAAGAAGAUACAAAAGAAAGAAGAAGGACAGGAGAAGAAAACCAUGUAUUACAAGUUAAAGGAAAUGAAAGAAAGCAACACCAGACUUAAGGAAAUGUUGGAGGGAGUGACUACACAGUUGACUGAAAAGGAAGAGGAGAGCAAUAGACUUAAGGGACAGUUACAGGAAGUGAAUACACAGUUGACAAACAAGGAAAAGGAGAGCAAUAGACUUAAGGAAAGGUUACAGGAUGCCAAUCAUUACAACAGGAAAUUAAAGAAGAACAUUCAUUCUUUCAUUUGGCUGACCUCCGUUCUGGUUCUGGUUCCACUGGGUAUUGGAUUAUAUUUUGGUUUUAAAGGACAUGAAGUGAAUCAUCCUGAGCUUCGACUGAUGUUAGUGGGGAAAACUGGAGCAGGAAAAAGUGCAUCAGGAAACACCAUCCUGCGUGAAGAAGCCUUCAGAGUCGAGGCAUCUCCUGCAUCUGUGACCACAAUCUGUAAGGUGAAGAACAAACUCCUGGAUGGAAAAAACAUCACCAUAAUUGACACUCCUGGUGUCUUGGACACAUGGCUAAUUUCGAACCGAAAGGCCAAUCAUGCACAUGAUUGUAUCUCCAUGUUUUCUCCCAAACCUCAUGUCUUCCUGCUGGUGAUCAGGCUGGGAAGAUUCACGGUGGAGGAGAACAAUGCUGUGAAGUGGAUUCAGGAGAACUUUGGAGAAGAAGCUCUGAAUUUCACAUUGAUUCUGUUCACUGGUGGAGAUCUGCUGGAAAAAAAGCCAGUGGAGAAAUUCAUCAGUAAUAGUUAUGAGCUCAGGAAUCUUGUAGAUACCUGCAAAGGUAGAUAUCAUGUUUUAAACAACUAUGAUAAAAGUAACCACACACAAGUCACAGAGUUGUUAGAAAAGAUCAAUGUAAUGCUACACUUGAACAUGGGUUACUUUUACACAAAAGAGAGUAGUAACUUUAAGAGCAAAGAGAUGGCAAUCAGGCAGGAAGAGGAAUUCAAGAGGAAAGCUUUGAAAGAAGAGCAAAAGAGCAAAGAAAUGGCAAUCAGACAGGAAGAGGAAUUAAAGAGGAAAGCUUUGGAAGAAGAAAUGAAAAUGGAGGAGAGAAGGAAGAUAAAUGAGAUGGCAAUGAAUCUGAGGGAAGAGCAGUAUGAGAACAAAAAUCUGAAGGCAGAGUUAGAAGGUGCAUAUAAGACAUCUUUCUGGUUUAAGGUCUCAGCUGGCUUCAUAACUCUAAUAUUUAUCAUUGUGUUUUGCAAAAAGAAGUAAACUAGUCGAAGCAUUGGGGGAUUUUCACAGCUAAUCAGGCCAUGGCUUAAAAUAAUAGUUUGUGUUAUCUUUAAAACUAACAGCAAAUUGAGUUUAAACUUACCCGUUUUCUAAGUUGUUGUUUUUUUUGUUUUGUUUUUUUCAAAUACUUUACAUACUAUCUUACUUACAAAGGUUUUACAAAUGAUAAUAAUAAUGGAGUACACAAAAUGUUGUGUUGUCAUGUUAGGAUUUGUAGUGAAUGUAUUUAGAUUUUUUUUUUUCAUUCAUUCAUCUAAGUGAAAAUUUCUAAUUAAUCAACUAUGUCUUGAUUUUUUUUUAAUGCUUCAAGACUACUGAACCCCUGUCAAUGUUCGAGAACAUUGUGGCAUGACCAUGAAAAUUCUUUUUCACAUACAUUUAAUUUUACAUUAUUAAGAGCUAACACUUUUUUCCUAGUAAAAAAAGAUAUUUUCAUGAAAGGUACUUGACAGAGAAAUCUUUUGUAAGUCUUAGGGUUGAAAUCAGUUAUUAAUUAGGAUCUCACUGAAGGUUUUGCCUCUGUCCUGUGCUCCAUUUUGUAAGACCAUUUCCUCACAGAGGUAUUCCAUUAAAUAAACACAGGUCAUUGUUGGUAAAAUUUUUUGUGAAAACUUUUCUAUAACUAUUUUAAUAUUAGUGGAAUCUUUUAUAUUUCUAUUAUUUGUGAAUUUAUGUUCUAUAUUUUAUUUGGAUACAUGUGUUUAAUUUUCGUAUUUUGUUAGUUCUGAAAAAGUUCAUUCAAAUACAUUUAUUAAAAUAUUUAACCUUUACUAAAGAAUUUAACAAUGUAACUAAAAAAAUUCAUUCUAAAGCAAUCAUUGACGGUGAUAUUCUGUUUUGUUUUUUGUUAAUCUGGGUUCUAAGAUGAGACUGAUUGUGAUGGAUGACUCUGGUUCACUUCCAGACUAGGAGCCUAAGGGAUGAAGAAUUAGGGACCUGAACAAUACAUCUCAGAUUUUGAAUAAAACAUGAAAAACUACAAACAUAAAAAUACUAAAGAUUAUUGUAUAUAAAUACCAAAGACAUUUGGUUCUGCUACAAAACAGGACACUGGUGACAAUAUUGUUUUUUUUUUACAAAAAAAUAAUUACAAAAAAUAUCCAAAACAAAUGAGACAAACUGAAACAAUGUGGGUUCAAUGAGGAUUGCCCAACCGCGCCCCCCC